UAGACAACUCACCGCUUCGCCGAAAUGGAUUCCAAACUUCAGUCAUCGUAAAUCGAAAAGCGUUUCUAGAAAAGUUCACGUUUGAUCAAUUAUUUCACGUGGUGAUUAAAAUUAAAUUUAUUUUGCUUUUACCGUGCAAGGAAAAUGUCUGCAGAAGCAUCAGUACCUCCACCAGUACUAUGGGCACAGCGGAAAGAUGACGUUCUUCUCACAUUUAGCGUUGAAUCCAAAGAUCCAAUUAUUAAAAUAGAAAAAGAUUCCGUAUAUUUUAAGGGUGUGAACGUGCAAGAUAAAAGAAAUCAUGAAGUAACAAUCGAAUUAUAUGACACAGUAGUUCCAGAAAAUAGUGCCUACAUUAAUAAAGGUCGUUGUAUAGAAAUGGUUCUCCGAAAGGAAAAGAAAAAUGCGCCCUAUUGGCCAUCCCUCACAAAGGACAAAAAGAAGCCACAUUACCUUAAAGUAGACUUUAAUAAAUGGAAAGACGAGGACGAUGAAGAUGCUGAUGGCGGUGGCGACAACUAUGACAUCGAACAAAUGCUGCGGGCCAUGGGCCCCGGCGGUGGUGGUGAUAAGGGAGAGAAACCCUCAUUUGAUGACCUCGAGAGCGAUUCAGAUGAUGAAAAUUUGCCUGAUCUGGAAUAGGAACCUUGUAGUGUAUUUGCUUGUUUAAAUUCAAUACAUUUUGUAUAUUAAGGUUUUUACAGUUAAAAUAAAAUAUUAUACACCAA
Molecule: messenger RNA, 728 nt
Organism: Aricia agestis (brown argus)
Lineage: Eukaryota; Metazoa; Arthropoda; Insecta; Lepidoptera; Lycaenidae
Gene: p23
Exons: 1
Coding region: 145-642 (165 amino acids)
Biological process (GO): chaperone-mediated protein complex assembly; protein folding
Cellular component (GO): cytosol; nucleus
Molecular function (GO): protein-folding chaperone binding; Hsp90 protein binding
Source: RefSeq, a predicted model, not a curated record